This is a messenger RNA of Hibiscus syriacus, 441 nucleotides long. RefSeq lists its product as uncharacterized. The record is from RefSeq and is a predicted model, not a curated record. The transcript has a single exon. NCBI's taxonomy places the organism in Eukaryota, Viridiplantae, Streptophyta, Magnoliopsida, Malvales, Malvaceae. Bases 1 to 441 code for a protein of 146 amino acids.
AUGGGUAUUAGGAGAAGUACACUUGUUGACGUGUCUUCUUUCUUGCUCUUCGAGGCUACCGGCGAUUCGGAAUCCGGUUGUAAUUUCGAUGCCGCCAUGGCGGAUAUCAACGGUGAAGACGAUGACGAUGAUGCUGAGUCGUGUAGCUCUGAUAUUCUUCUUCCUGGUAUUAUAGAGACUGGUAGCUUAGAAAACAAAUUUGCUAAUAUCCGUGGUGAUGUUGGCCUUGACUUUGAUGAUGAUGACGACGACGAUGGAGUGGUGGAGCAAAGGGAGGUCCAUUUGUAUAAGAAAUGUUGCAGGGAAGAUCAAAUUAUUAAUGGUAUUUUUGUGGCCAAAGAAAAGAAACCAUCCUUGGCUGUUUCCGUCGACAACCCCAACGAAACCAUGAAUGAGACGGAAAAGAACAGGCUGUUUUGGGAAGCGUGUUUGGCCUCUUAG